CUCUUUGUUAUAACUCAUUUUCACUUAUCUUUACACUAUCAUGUCCUUCCGUAUUGCGCCAGCAGCUCUUCCAGAGACUUCGGUAAAGUCCACUUACGAUACGACACACGCCGAUUUCGGCAAUCACGACGCUCUUCGGUACGGUACUCGUUCUAUCAAAUCCGAAGUAUUACCUGGCCAUCCCUUAGAGCAUCGUCUCAACAAGUGGCAAGAAACACAAUGGGAACUCAAGCUGAAUAUGGCACGACAAGCCUAUGGUAUGCAUGCACCUAUCAAAAUGAUGAUGGAAACAGAAACAGUAUCAAAGCGUCAUCGUUUGCCGGUCUUGCCUUCUUCCAAUCUGCAUCUCGAUAUUUUGAUGGGUAAAGACGAAACAAUUGACUUUGAAGAUUUCCUGAACGAUCCUGCCAUGUCCACCGAUAUGUUGGAUGUUCACGCUGCAAUGGAACACAAGUUGAAUCUUAAAGUUUAAAAUACCAUUCAAAUGCUAAUAAAAUAAGAAAACGGAUCAUUGAUGGACUAAAGAGAUAUAACCUCCCAUGCAGAGAGGGAUAAAAAAGCCCCAUGGUGUCAAUGAUACAAGGCGAAUAAAUUUUACGCAUUGAAAG
Radiomyces spectabilis is the source of this 608-nucleotide messenger RNA. RefSeq names its product proteasome maturation factor UMP1-domain-containing protein. Gene Ontology annotation, cellular component: cytoplasm; nucleus. Bases 41 to 472 code for a protein of 143 amino acids. Lineage: Eukaryota; Fungi; Mucoromycota; Mucoromycetes; Mucorales; Radiomycetaceae. The record is from RefSeq and is a predicted model, not a curated record. The transcript has 5 exons. Gene Ontology annotation, biological process: proteasome assembly.